Molecule: messenger RNA, 5276 nt
Organism: Lytechinus pictus (painted urchin)
Lineage: Eukaryota; Metazoa; Echinodermata; Echinoidea; Temnopleuroida; Toxopneustidae
Exons: 9
Coding region: 21-2669 (882 amino acids)
Molecular function (GO): protein binding; phospholipid binding
Source: RefSeq, a predicted model, not a curated record
CCACAGGGUACUUGCUUACAAUGGAAGGAAGUUCCUUCCCUCAAGAGAUACCAAGGUAUGGCUUCUAUCUAUCUCAUCUCCUGGAAGAGUAUAAAGAAAAUCAAAAGAAUCUGGAAGUACAGUUGAAGAAUCUGAGUACACAAUGUCGAGAGAAAGAUGAAGAUUUGAAGAAUGUGAAGGAUAAGCUUGCAGGUCACAUCCGCUUCAACACACUACUCCAGUCAGAGAAAGUGUGUUUGGAAGAGACUGUAGAGCAGCUGAGAGAGGAAGUUAAGUCAUGUGAUCACCUACUUCAGUCAUGUGACUCUGUACUGAGGGAGAAAGAUAGAGAGAUCCGAGAGCUGCUUGUGGCAAAGUACGAUUUAGAACGUCGUGUUGCUGAGUAUGAGUUCAAAGAGAAGGAGCUUCAAGGAAUGGUUUCGGGUUUUCAGGACGACAUCGGAGACUUGGCUUCAGAGAGGAAGAAACUUCGCAAAUGUGUAAAGAAAGCCAGGAGAUUUCAAUCCCCAAGUCAACAGGUCAAGGUUCCUGAACAAAUAAAUGAAGUAAAUGAAGAGAGAGAAGUAGAGCUUGAGGUCAAGGUUCCUGAGCCUAUAAAGAAAGUAAAUGAAGAGAGAGAAAUUGAGCUCCAGGCAAAAGCUGAACUUCUCAAUGCCAUCAGAGAGAUAGCUUUCAAGAUAUCAAAAAGCCCUCAGAAAACCAUCAAUCCCGGGCUUAAAGUAGACCAGGCUGAUGAAGGAGCAUCUGUUGAGGGUCAACAGAAACAAUCUACUGGAGAUGAUGCCAAAGAGGGCUAUAAAGCCUUUUUUGUGAGGGAGUCUGAUCUUUUUACCAUGGAUAAUUCGCUGAUCGAGAAGAAGACCAGUGAGUGCAGUCUCAACUAUGACUCCUUUUUUAAUUACAGUUAUGAUGUUUGUGGCUCAGGAUUGGAGGAUGAGAGGCAGCUGUCUGCCAGGAAAGAUAGAGGUGAAGAUCAAAGACUUGAAGGGAUCUCUUUCCCUUCACAAAGGCUGAUAAUAGAAGCUAGAGAUAUAGGAAGGAAGAGACUGAAAAAUACAUGGCAUCUUACAAGAGAGAAACCCAAGAUCAAUAAUACAGAGGUGAGAUUCAUGAAGGAUUCAGAUGGCCAAGAAAUGAAGGUUUCAGGUGUUUUGUGUAGAUCCAGUCAUCAUGGUGAUCUUCCUUCCUUGGACAAGUCUGAUGAUAAGGGGGAGGAGGUGGAAGAUGAGGUUACCUUAUCUUGUCACAAUCUCUACAGUGAUGUCAUGAAUGAACUCGGCUGUAAGAAUGCUGCUGCUGCGAUGCCAAUUGUCACUGCAACAACCGCCACUGAGGAUGCUCCAGAAGCACCCUCUAGCGGAACCUAUGACAGGGACUGCGUCAGCUUGGAGGAUAUCUCUUCAGGUUACAGUGAUGACCUACUGAAAUCAGAGGAGUGGAGGGCAUCUGGUGAUUCACUUCCUAGUUCAGGGGGAAGUAGUUGCGUAGACUUUCUAGAUGAUGAUGCUAAUAUUAAUAUGCAGCAUGUAGCCAACAAGACCACUGCAUCAAGAAAAAUAGUGAACCCUGUGGAGGGAGAGGAGGACUCUGAAGACAUUUCAGAUAAUGAGGAUUAUGACUCCAAGUUUUUUAAAAUGCAAAAGCAUUUAUCUUCCAACAACUCAAAUGAAUCUGAAUAUGGGAAAGGAAAUAAUGCACAAACUGUAGAAUCUCAUAGGUUUCCAGACAGCUUUUCCAUAGCCAAAGGAACCAAACCUAAUCAGGUAGAUGAAAGCACUGAUCCCAAACAUGUUGGUGAGAGUUCAGAUGACCUCCUCUCAUGGGAAUCACCACAGCGAUUAGGGGAGAUGAAGAAUGAUGACAUGAGCUCAUCUCAUAGGAUUAUUCCUCUCUCCGGAGAUGAGUUACAAGAGGAUGAUCUUGAUUUUUGUGUCGCAGAUGAGGAUUAUGAUACCAAGGAUCGUGAUAAAGAAAUCAGUGAUGCAUCACUUGAUUACAAUGAAGACCCUACAGUUCCUUGGGAUGAAAGAGUUCGUGUUAACCAAGACACUGGACGCUCACCCAUCACAAACAGAAUCUUCCAAGGUGAACAACAAUUUGAAAUAUCCUCAGGACAAAGGAAGUCUCCCAAUCCUACUAAGAUCAAGAAGGAUGUUACUAACAGGUACAUGAAAGGCAGCGGCCUGGAUCCAGAAGUCGCUGAGAGGAAAAUACCUCAACGCAUCACCUUUGGAAGGAAAGACAUGGAGAGAAGAGUUGCUAAUUAUCAAGAAAAGACCCUUGAAGAUCCCUUUUCCAUCCGUCAUUCCAAGCAUGCCAGGUACAGGACUCCAGAGAACCGUGAUGAUCUCCAUCUUGAAGGCAUCCAUGAUGUGAAUGGGACUAAUAGUGAUGGGUCUGUAGGUUCUUGUGAUAGUUACGGAGAGGCAUCACCGGCCGAAGGUCUCAUACUACGCAAACAAGUCAUGGAGCACUACGCCACCAGGGCUAAUGACAGAGCAUGGCAUUACGUGUACAUGAAGCAAGAAGGUUCAAGAUUGAUGUUCUACAAGGAUAGAAUGGGAAGGGACUUAGAUGCCCAUAUUGAAGAACCUCUAGUACUAAGCAAUGCUAUCAUAUCAGUGGCUAAGGAUUACUCCAGGAGGAAGCAUGUCUUCAGAGUCCAGUAAGUAGCGUUCUUUUUAACUUUUUAGACCAUGUUCUCUUCUACGACCUUAACUAGUUCAGUGAAAACCACUUAAACAUGUAAUGGAGACUCUCAAAGCGGUCUUGGUAAGUGGUCUUCCAAACCAGUUUGGAAAACCACCAUGCGAUGUGGUUUUAAGUCCCCCUCCAAUAUAUAAAAACAAACAUUUUCACCUCUUUUUUUCAAGCUCGAUUUAUAAUGUAGUUCUCAUACAGAACAUAUGACUUUGAUGGCCAUGUUUGAUACAUAUAAUAAAUUAUGUAUCAUAUGAGUGCUCCUUGUUGUAUGAACAGGAUAAAUCAGACAAGCUUUCUAAGUACGUGAAAUACAUCUUGGUUUUGUUUAUCAUGGGACACAAUGUAUUAGACACCGUUCUCACUACCAUCCUAAAACUAGUUUACUGGAAACUAGUUUACUGGAAACUAGUUUAAUGUGUAAUGAGAACGAUCAAAGCGAUCUUCCAAAAUGGUUCAUAGAACCACCUCGCGAUGUAGUUUUCAAGAUCGCUUUGCCUCGUUAAACUGGUUUUAGUGUAAGUGAGUACACAACCGUUCUUCGGGAAGCGAUCUUCGAACAUUUUGAGCACGCUACUCCACACGACAGGUGAAGAAUGCCUACGCUGCCGUUUCACAACGUGUCACACCACUGAAAACGUUUCCAUAGCAACAAGAUCACUUUAAGUGAAGUGAUUUUGAAAGCCACUUUUUGUGUGAUCAAAUGGGAACGCUAGCAAAGCGAUCUUUCACACUGGUUUCCUGAAACGGUUUCCAGUAAACUACUUUUAGAAAGCGUAAUGGGAACGAUGUACAUACAACCCAUUUGUUUAAACUGAGAAUGACUUUUAGUCAUUUACUGUGGACAUGUAUUAGAAUUCCCAGAACAGGAGACAACUUUAACCUUUCAUUUUUAGACAAGAAUAUUUACCAUUGAUAAGAAAAUAGCUUUUGGUUUAUUUUGCAGCUCAAUAUUAUUUGAAAAUGAGCUCUUGAUGGCAUUUCUCUAUCUUGACAAAAGUCCUUUUUUUUAAUUUGUUUGCCCAAUUUGUUUGUAUAGGUGGGUUGGUCUGUUUUUGUGUGACAUAUUUCUUUGUCUAAUGGAAGAAUGUACUUUCGAUAUCGAUAUAUGACGUACACAACAAGAAUAUUGACAUGCAGUAUUCAUCUAACGUCAAAAAUAUCUUUAUAGGGUGGGAAAUAGAAAAUGACAGUUAAGUGAAUGUUGUUAAUCUUAUUUUUGAUUUUUUUUUCAGUAGUUUAUACAGAUUAUAUCAGAAAAUGCUUUGGAAGUAAUGAAAAAACACAAAAUAUAUGAGCUUUAUUAUUGUUGAAAAUUAUCAUUUGAAACAGGUAUCACAAAAGUAAAUAUAUUUUCAAUAGGGUGUCCUCUUUUUAAUCAACUAGUGCAUUCAAAUUCUGUACAUGAUUUUUGUUUUAAAUAAAAAAUGUUUAUUGCUAUUUCAUGAAUAAAAAUAGUCCCUCUGAUUCUGAAGGAUAACAGAAAAAAUUAAAUAACAUAAAAUUAUCCUAGCUACCACUCUUUGGAAAAGAUAAAUCACCAUCAUAUUUCAAAUAUUAUCCAUCACUAAUUAUGUUCAUCCAUACAUUUUUUUUGUUACAUUAUUUUAAGUACAGAUAACUACAUCCAACUCUUUUAGCAAUGACACUGCACCAUGUUUUAGUCCAUGAUAUUGGUAAUAAUGUAGGCUGAGUGACUCAGAUUUAUGUCCUUUAAACCAUGAUGGCCAUAAAACAAAAAAUAGAUAUAUAAUGCAUAACUUUUACAAAGUAAAUUAGAGACAUUGAUCACUAUUCAAUCCAUCUUCAUUAUGCUACCAAUACUAGAGAUGAGCUUUAACAUUAUGUACCUUUUGUGAUCUGAUUGAUGAUCCAUGUCCAAUAGGAGCAAUCUCUUUCCAUCAUGUAACAUAAGGCUUGCUAAGAAAAAGAGAUUGGUGUCAAAGCCGCAUCUAUCCCGUGCUAGAUGUGGAAAGGUAAUACCAGGAGACUAUUGAUUUAAAGAAGGGAUAUGUUUCUGUCAAUUAUAGCCAUCAUUCGUCAUGGAAAUUGGAAUAGCAGGGAAGAGUCCUCUAAUGCCCCAAAGAAUGAUUCCAUUAAUUACGUGGCCGGGAUUUUAGAAUGCGGCUGGCAGGCAGGCAGGCCAUGCCAAUCAAACAAUAAAUGCUACUCCUAUCCAACUAUUGUCGGCAUAAAUUUACAAUUUUUCAGCUGAAUAUUCUCAUCUCAUCAGGAAACGUGCAGAAAUAUCAUUGAUGAAAUUGGUGUAUCCAACUUUUGUUCCUUGCCAACAUUUAUUUCAACUUUUGCUUCAAACUGACAUUGUUUGAUGCAUGAUUUUGCAGGCAUUGUGGCUAAAUGCCAGAAUGUUCUUGAGCUUUAUCAUGAUCAAGGAAACAACAAUAAUUUGCAUGUCAUUUAUAAAGAAGGGUUGUGGCUAGUGGCCAGAAAAAAUAAUUAUGAUCUCAUAAAUUUGUUCAUUAAUCUUACUUUUAUUUUGAUUUUACAUUCCUCUUGAAAUUUGGCAGUGUGAUAUUUAUCAUAGAGCUAAUGUACUUCAAUCAACAUUGUCACAU